This is a messenger RNA of Cyprinodon variegatus (sheepshead minnow), 2870 nucleotides long. RefSeq names its product protein phosphatase 2 regulatory subunit B', beta (gene ppp2r5b). The transcript has 12 exons. Gene Ontology annotation, biological process: protein dephosphorylation; signal transduction. Gene Ontology annotation, molecular function: protein phosphatase activator activity. Gene Ontology annotation, cellular component: cytosol; nucleus; protein phosphatase type 2A complex. The annotation marks the transcript as partial. The record is from RefSeq and is a predicted model, not a curated record. NCBI's taxonomy places the organism in Eukaryota, Metazoa, Chordata, Actinopteri, Cyprinodontiformes, Cyprinodontidae.
GCGACUUCCAUCACCCUUCCUGGGUUUUAACAUUUCUCUGUCUUCCCUCCCACCUAUUAUUCUUACAGAUGCCCCGGUGGCAGAGCUACAUGACCUGUUCUGUAAGAAGCUGCAGCAGUGCUGCGUGCUGUUUGAUUUCUUGGACUGUGUGGCCGACCUGAAAGGGAAGGAGAUCAAACGUGCGGCGCUUAACGAGCUGGUGGAGAGCGUGGCUACUAGUAGAGGAGUCCUCAUCGAACCUCUCUACCCAGAGGCCAUAAAGAUGAUCUCCGUCAACAUAUUCCGCACCCUUCCUCCCAGUGAGAAUCCAGAGUUUGACCCUGAGGAAGACGAGCCGACUCUUGAAGCUUCAUGGCCACAUCUGCAGCUGGUGUAUGAGUUCUUUCUGAGAUUCCUGGAGAGUCCAGACUUCCAGCCAUCCAUGGCCAAACGCUACAUCGACCAGAAAUUUGUCCUGCAGCUUCUGGAGCUGUUCGACAGCGAGGACCCUAGGGAGAGGGAGUACCUGAAGACGAUCCUGCACCGUGUCUAUGGAAAAUUACUGGGCCUCCGAGCAUAUAUCCGCAAACAGAUCAACAACAUCUUCCUCAGGUUCAUUUAUGAAACUGAGCACUUCAACGGCGUGGCGGAGCUGUUGGAAAUCCUCGGCAGCAUCAUAAAUGGCUUUGCUCUGCCCCUGAAAGCUGAACACAAGCAGUUCCUGGUGCGGGUCCUCAUCCCGCUACAUACAGCAAAGUCCCUCUCCAUCUUCCAUGCACAGCUGGCCUACUGUGUGGUGCAGUUUAUGGAGAAAGAUGCUACAGUGACUGAAUACAUCAUCAGGGGGCUGCUCAAGUACUGGCCGAAAACCUGCACCCAGAAAGAGGUGAUGUUUCUGGGGGAGAUUGAGGAGAUUUUGGACGUGAUAGAGCCGUCACAGUUCAUCCGUAUCCAGGACCCUCUCUUUAAGCAGAUUGCUGCCUGUAUCUCCAGCCCUCACUUUCAGGUAGCGGAGCGAGCUCUUUACUUCUGGAACAAUGAGUAUAUCCUCAGUCUGAUAGAAGAGAACUGUCAAGUCAUCCUGCCACUGGUGUUCGGCACCCUCUACAGAGUCUCCAAGGAGCACUGGAACCAAACUAUCGUGUCUCUGAUCUACAACGUGCUGAAGACUUUCAUGGAGAUGAACAGCAAACUGUUUGAUGACCUCACUGCCUCCUACAAAGUGGAGAAACAGAAGGAGAUGAAGCGAGAAAGGGAGCGUGCAGACCUCUGGCGAGGCCUGGAGGAGUACCAGGAGCGUCGAAUGCAGAUGCUUACAGAGGCCGCCAGGAACCAGCGCAACCUCCAGGAGAGGGUCGAGAGAGGAGACCCGCUGAGCCCUUCCUCCCCACAGACGGCUCAGUCCGACCAACUCGAGCCAAAACCCAGCGGGGCGUCCUCUGGAGCCGGGGAGAGCGCCACCUAGGCACCGCUGCACACAUGAGGGAUAAUACUGGGGGAAGGGUAGUGGGACUUGAGCUUAGUGGUGAAAGUGUUGGGAGACAGAAAAGGUAUAAAAUCACUUCUUUUUAUCAUGUAUCAUGGAGGUGGCAGCUUCUUGUACAAAGGUGCAAUCUCUGUGAUGCAAAGCUGUACCUUCUUUCUGACAGCAUUGUGUGAAACUGGUUCACUUUUAGCUGUACACACGUCAUGUUGCAGUUCAUUACUCUAAAAAGGUGCAGCCUGUCAUGUUAUUUAUUAUCCCAUUCAGUAAACUGCAGACCAGCUGCAAAACAAAGAGACAAAGUGUCUCUUUUGGUGUCUAACUUGUCUUGACAUUUGACCAACAGAGUCAUAGUCUGUACUGUGGCCUCAUCUUUAUCUUUUUAACUGAAAGAUGCUUAAUCCUGACGUGCAUAGCACAAUCCAUGAAUGAAAACAGAUGAAGCAAUUUCACACAAAUGUCUCAAAGCUAUCGCUGCACACAACCGACCAACCUACAUACAUGAAGGUACUUAGUGUAAAUAUCAGAGAAGAAACGAGCUACCAAAAGUGUAUGGCCGUUAGACAUAUGUCACACAACUGACUGAGACACACAGAUCCCUGUAAGCACCCAAACACACACAAAGAUUUACUCAGCCAGUUGUGGCGCUGACUCGUCCCCAUCUGGGUCCCACCACAGGAUCCCCUACAGUCCCAGUAAACUUCAAUUGAAGCCGAUUACGAUGGUGAUGACUCUGAUAUAAAGUACAAUAUUGUUCCUUCUUCUUACUUGUUACUCUACUACUACUACUCUACUCUAACUACUACUGAUGAUGAUGUUUUUAUAUAUAUAUAAAUAUAUAUAGAUAUACAUACGUCUGGAUAUUUCUGUAGCGUAUUAUGGAAGAAAAACUAGUGUAGCAGAAACCAUAAAAGGGGAAGGCCGACUAAAAAAUCCCAAUUUUUACGCAGUAAUGAGGCCAUAAUGUUAGUGCUGAAAUUCAGCAGAAAACCCCUUUAACAGACCUUAACUGAGGGUGGCAGGGAUAGACUGGAUAUGCAGCAGUUGUUUUUCUUUUGCUUUGAAAUCUUUGAAUCUCCAUAUAGACCAAAUCAACAGUUUUAAUACAAACUUGGUUGAAAAACUUAGAUAAAAACGUAGAUAAAUCAACAGGAAGGUUAAAAUGUAAGAGAAAAAUUAUCAACACUGUAAUGCAAAUAAAACAGAUUUGGUGAAUUGAUCAGAAGCAACUUGAUGAAUUGAUCUAUAAAGCAUUUUAGGCUAUAAAACUUUCUUUGAACAUAACUAUUUUCAAUAUUUGCCUGGAUGCAAUAUGAAUCAUAGCAGGGUGGAAUGAAAUCAGCAACAUCGACAAGAAUGAAGGCUGUUACGCUAGGGAGGGGAGUUAUAGAUUUUGCCUUUUUGAGCA